Molecule: messenger RNA, 972 nt
Organism: Musa acuminata subsp. malaccensis (wild Malaysian banana)
Lineage: Eukaryota; Viridiplantae; Streptophyta; Magnoliopsida; Zingiberales; Musaceae
Product: sec-independent protein translocase protein TATA, chloroplastic
Biological process (GO): protein transport by the Tat complex
Cellular component (GO): membrane
Source: RefSeq, a predicted model, not a curated record
CCUGGAAAACGUGAGUGGAUUGCGAUCGAGACGGGGGAGCGAACACAUCCGGAGAGAGAUGGCGGCCAUGACCUUCUCUUCUGCAUCCCUAAUGGCGAGCACGACUCGGCUGCCGAUGAAGGCCUUUUCCCUCGGCUCGCCUAACUCCGCGUUCUUCGCCGGCGGCGGAGAGAGGGUGGCCCUCGCGCGGUCGACGCUUGCGUUCGGGCCCCAUCCCCGCCUCCGCCGCCACCGGGGCCUCGGGUGCCGCUGCAUGUUCGGCCUCGGGGUCCCGGAGCUCGUCGUGAUCGCAGGAGUCACCGCGCUCGUCUUCGGCCCGAAGAAACUCCCCGAGAUCGGCCGCAGCUUCGGGAAGACCGUCAAGAGCUUCCAACAGGCCGCAAAAGAAUUUGAAACUGAAUUGAAGAAGGGUCCUGAAGAUUCAAGUAAAUCACCUCCAGCUGAAAGCCUCGACAAAGCCAUGAGCAGUGAAGAAGAAAAGGAACUUGAAACCUCAGGCGGCAAAGAGAGCUCCUUUUGAGCUGUCGUCGACAACCAUUUCUCAGUGUUGUAUUAUUAGAAGUUACAUAUGCUAAUCUGCAUGUAGCUUCUUUAAUGAAAUUUCUGGGCUCUGAAUCUGGAUUGAAGCCUUGUGUGUUAUAUCGGUCCUGAUGGAGGAGAAGGUAUAUAACUUUAUGGUGUUGUUGGAUGCUUGACAAGAUGUGUGUAGUAAUUAUUUUGAAGCGGAGGCAAACAGGAGUAAGGUUAUGAGACAUGCAUGCCACCUUUAGACUUGUGACAAGUUAGAUCAAGGAGGUCUAAUCUGGUCUAACAUUCUAUGGGCUCUUAGGGGAAUACUUUUUAUUAUUUUUAUGUUGGUCAUAUCAUAAUAAAGGACAGGAUCGAGAUCGAUCCAUAUCCGAAUUGGUCAUCCAUCGAAUAAACUUGUUGGAUUGUGAUUUGGAUUAGAAGAAUAUUAUUCUGAUUCAUAUC